UAAGUAACUAUUCUGAUGAUGAUUGCCAGCCAUUUUCUAAUCUCAAAUAUACAAAUUCUGAUAAAUUAACGCCUUUCUCGAUCAUCUAUGAUCGCAAACUAAGCAUCUUUCUAUAGUAACUUGCAGUAAUUGCAGCUUUAAUCCUCACAUCUGACUUUAGUCAGUUCAAAUAAUGUCAUAUUCAAAUGUUCAAAUAUAAAUAUUCUUUUUAACUCUAACUUGCACAGGACCAUGUGGAAUGUUAAACAGAAAUGUUACCAUUUAAUGAACUGUACUAGAGUUUGUUUAAAGCUAAUCUUCACACGCAUAAAAAAAUUCUAGUUUAUAGGCUCAGGAUUUCUAGUUUGCUCUACAUAGUAUUUCUCUUCAGAAACUACAUGAUUAGACCUUUAUGUCCGUCUACACGUGUAAAAUGAAAACCAGAGGCUGUUAAUAACAAACUUGGGUUGUCUGCCUGUUACGUUUAAUCAUUAAAGUCUAAAAUAACAACAGAACUGCUGAGUAAAAUCUUCUACAUCACAACUCACUGUAACAAACCUCUCUGACUGGACAUGUGCUAAACACAGUAACAACUUUUGUUCUUUACAUUAACUGUUGGACCUUUAUGCUCUUAUUUUGAAGGCACCGCCGCCUGUUUUAGUUGGUUUAACUUUGGUUAACUUCACUUCUCUCUCGGUGCUAAACCCUCAGACAAUGACGCCACGAGGGUGAUAACAAACGUUAUCUUGACUGACAGCUGGAGAUGGACAACAGAGCUGCUGAGCUUAUUAUGACUUUGCACUGACAGAGGAGUAUGAGCUGAAGGAGAGCAAAACAGUAUAAUGUCACAUGCAGCAUUUCUGACUGUCCAGUAAAAUCUGCUUGCACUAGAAAAAAAUGUGUGUUAGGUCUAGAAAUAGAACUACACUUCCUUCAUGAGUCCUGUUUCUAGGUGAGUGUGAAGAAUGCAUAAAUAGUUAAUGAUAGACCAACUGGUUUUAAACCUGGUUUAUGUGCUGAUGUUGUGUCCUGGAUUCACUAUCUUUCUGUUACUGAAGUCAACAGAUCUCCAGCAGGAGUGCAUGUGACAUUACAGUUUACAACUUUUGUGUAAGGUUAAAACUGUGAAAUGUUGUUCAUAACUGAGAUUAUGUAGAAGAGUUCUUUCACAUUUCAUUGUGAAGCAAACUCAACUUACAAAAAUAUUCAUGUUUCAAACAAGUUUAGCCCAGUUUUAACACAGACAUCAAGACAUCUGUACUUAUAGGUAUUAAACCCUCGUGCAUUUUAAACUGGUGUCACAUAUACGCUCUCACUGGUAAAACACAAGCAAAACUAAAAUCUGGGGUAUUAAUAUUUUCCACAGCUUGAUGGACCAUAAGGAAAAUCAAUAUGCAACCAUUUCACACCAAAUAUUUAGUUUCCUGCCAUUGAUGAAAUAAAACAUUGAACUGCUUAUCUCUAUAAAAUGUUAUAAUUAUUGUGAUGUUUUCAUUCUUCUUCUUUGUCUUUGUCAAUUGAUGUUUUCUGCUUGUGGUAUUGAUUAUUGUGUUUAGUCUAUGUCUAGUGAUAAAAGCCAAGUGUAAAAAACAUUAUUACAGGAAAUGGAAGGAAUUGAGAUGAAUGACUGUAUUUAAUGUAAUUUAUUUUACUAAAUAUUUUGGUAAAUUGUACUGGUCUUUGUUGAUGUUGAGCCUGGUCCACUAUAGAAAUAAGAACUUUUGGUUAAUUUUUUAACGCAGUUAACAGUUACAUUUUAUCUCUUUAUACAUGGUGAUGAGAUGUUCCUCCAAUCACCGGAAGGCGGCAGCAGCAGCUCUACAACAAAAAACAUCCUCACGAAGAAGAAUGAAACCCGGAUGUGAUGUAAGCGCAGAAUCAAAACAGUUAAAUUUGACAGCUCGGCAUCGUCCAGCGAAAGGCUUAAAAAAUGCAAUGGAAAAUGUUACUACCACCGUUAAAAAUAAACUGUGUUAUCUAAUCAACAUCUUUAGAGACUGGGGUGACUUUUUAUCGGACUGUCGAGGAAUGCUAACGCCAGGAAAAGGCUCUUUUGGCUAGUUUAUCUAGUAGCAGCAGCGACUCUUCUCCGGCUAGUUAGCUUCCCCGGCUAAUGAAAGCUGCUCAAUGGCGAUCUAUGGGCUGAACAUGACCAUAUAUAGACCGGCCACAGAGCUCCCUCGCCGGUGAAAUGUAAACGGUGACUCGCUGGGGAGGCUGACAAAGGGCAAGCAAAAACAAAACUCAGCCUGAAGGGGAGAAAGAUAACAGCCAGGGUGCUAGCUUCACCAUGUCAUCUGACCAGAUUAUUGCCAUCGUCAUGGAUGACAAAAUCUACGAGGUGAAUAAGAAGAAGCUGAUAGAAAAGAGCGACUAUUUCCGUGCACUGUACAGCUCUGGUAUGAGAGAGUCCACGGAGGACUCGGUGCAGCUGCAGGGGCUCAGCGUCCCCGGCCUGGAGCUGGUCCUGGAGUUCAUCAACACCUCCAAAGUCCAGGUUGUCAACGAGACUCUGGAGGACCUGAUUGAGACCGCCUCCUUCUUGCAGGUCACGUCCAUCCUCAAACUCUUGACCUCGGAGAUCCGAUUGGACAACUGCGUGGAGCUGUACAGCCUCUCCGAGGUUUAUGGGACUCAUGAUCUGCGUAAUGCUUGCCUCAAAUACAUGAGCUGCUACUACCAUCCCAUGCUGAGGCGACCUGAGUUCAGCAGCCUCCCCUCUGCUGUUAGAGACCAAGUCAGGGAGAUGCGCAUGAAAGGCACCGCCACCCUGGUGGCCAUCGGAGACUUCACCUGUCUGUCCUUGGACGUGCCUGAUCAGGAUGAACCCUGGUCCAUGCUGAGGUACGGAGAGGUGGAGCAGCGCUGGAAACCACUCGCCAACAACCUGCCUCCAGAUAUGAUCAACGUCAGAGGUUACGGCUCAGCCGUCCUCGACAACUACCUGUUCAUAGUCGGUGGUUACAGGAUGACGAGUCAGGAGAUCUCUGCUGUGCACUGCUACAACCCUUGUAGGAACGAGUGGAACCAGGUGGCUCCGCUCAACCAGAAAAGGUCCAACUUCAAGCUGCUGGCGGUACAGGGGAAGCUGUACGCCGUAGGAGGUCAAUGUCUGGGCACAGUGGAGUGUUACAGCCCGGAGCAGGACUGGUGGACCUGCGUGUCCUCGAUGCCCGACCCGCUGGCUGAGUUCUCCGCCUGUGAAUGCCAGGGAUUGAUCUACGUCAUGGGUGGAUACACCGCAAGAGACAGGAACACAAACGUCCUCCGUUACUGCCCCACCUCUGACACCUGGACAGUGUUUCGCUCCUGUCCAUCACACAUCCGCAAGCAGCAGAUGCUCUCAGUGGAGGACACUAUCUACCUGGUGGGUGGCUACACCCACGAGCUGGAGGCGGGCCGGAGGCAGCGACGUCCCAGCCAGACAGAGGACGUGCUGACGGUGCAGUCUUACAACGUCACCACGGGGGAGUGGAUCCAGCUGAAGGAGAACACGUCCAAGUCGGGCCUGAACCUGACGUGCACGCUGCACAACGACGGCAUCUACAUCAUGAGUCGCGACGUCAGCUUGCCCACCAGCCUGGAGCACCGCGUUUUUCUUAAAUACAACAUUUUCUCAGACGCCUGGGAGGCCUUCAGGCGCUUCCCAGCUCUGGGACAGAACAUGCUGCUGUGUUCGCUUUACCUCCCCAACAUGCUAUGAUUGACAGGGCUGAUGGGAAAGACUUUGGCGGGAACACUAACAGAUAGAGGAGCCCAUGCAGCAUUAAUAUAGGCCAGUGUGUGGCUCGCUUGUUCUUGCACAGAAUGGGGUUCUGUGGCAUUAGUGGGAACAGUGUCUGGUUGCCAGGUUGAAAACCUCGUGACCUCUGUGCCUCGGAAAAAAAGCACUACAUUGUACAUAACUGCUGUGGAUGCAAAUACAAAAGCUACAAUGACAAGUAUGAAAGCGAUUAAGCGCGAUGGCCCGUAGGUCAACAGCAUCAUAACAGCUAGCCCCAGUCUGUGCCUCUCAUGCAUUAGCAUAAAGUUACAUUCAAAUCACAGUGGUACUCAUGUGCUUCUCUGAAUAUAAUCACCCAGUAAUGUUUGAAAAACUCACUGAAGGUGUUUCCAGAGUCUUCAGGCUCUUAACCAUCUGAAUGAAAAAUAUUCUGCAUUCUAACAGAUUUUAAAAAUCUUUUUUUUUUUUUUUAAUCCAGAUGAUUAGAAGAGUCUUCUAGGAUUGUGGAUAUACCUUCAGAACAGUGAUAAGUGCUGUUCAAACAUGGCUAGGUAAUAAUUUACAGAGAAACAAAUGGGCACCACUUUGACUUGAAUGUAACACUGAUACAUGAGAGGCACAAACUGGGGCUACAUAACGGCAUGCUUUUAAAUCUAUGGGCCACAAUAUUCCUGAUGUUUACACUCCAAAUAUGGCAUUGUUGUACAUGUUUAUCCAUAAGUCACUACAAACCUUACAGUAUCUCAGAAACAGAACACAUUUCUUGUCUUUAUGUAGUGUACAUAGCAGAUAAUCAUGAAAAAUGGCUUUGGUUUUACACUGCCAGUUUUAUGGGAAUUAGAAGUUCCUUAAAAGUUACUGUGUGGGAUGUGAAGUGGCUCAGAGGGAGCUUUGCGUGUUGUACGUUACACUUGUCUUAUUUUCCAGAGAUACACUAAGCAGAGCUUAAAGCGCAAUUCCAUGAAAUGAACAAUGCACAUGUGCCUUCUGCAACCUCAGUUAAUAGGAACUUGAAACAAAAAAAAAAAAAGCACAAAAUGCAAGACUUUGUUACAUUGCCAGCAACUGACCAAAACUGCUGUGUUUUAUUUUCCUUUCUGCUAAAGCAGAUUUUGUUUUCAUUUAGGUACUUUUCAGUUCCUUGAUUAAAUAAUGGGUGUGUGCAGAUUUGAAAAAAAAAAAACAA
Lates calcarifer (barramundi perch) is the source of this 4889-nucleotide messenger RNA. RefSeq names its product kelch-like family, member 42 (gene klhl42). The transcript is spliced from 3 exons. The record is from RefSeq and is a predicted model, not a curated record. The coding region runs from base 2270 to 3682 and encodes 470 amino acids. NCBI's taxonomy places the organism in Eukaryota, Metazoa, Chordata, Actinopteri, Centropomidae. Gene Ontology annotation, molecular function: protein binding.